Molecule: messenger RNA, 569 nt
Organism: Ilex paraguariensis (yerba mate)
Lineage: Eukaryota; Viridiplantae; Streptophyta; Magnoliopsida; Aquifoliales; Aquifoliaceae
Source: the annotation of a GenBank genome assembly
AAUCUGAACUUCAAACUGGUAAAGCCACAGCCUCGGAUUUCAAGGACUGGACAAAAGGAUUACAUUCAGACAAGAUUGAGUCUUUCAAAACAAACUCUAAGCCAAUCGAAGAUGGAAUGGUAGGUCAUAAAUUUAGUAGCUAUAGUAAAGAAACUGGAUCAAAACAUGUAAAAGUACAAACGAAAAAUGUCCUAGCUGCUUCAAGUACAGAUUCAGAAGAGAUAGGAAUAUACAACCCUUUAAAGACUGGAGGUGAUUUUUAUGGAAACACGGAUGACAAGGGGAAAAGACAGGGCAAACUUCCAUGGCUGGAGCUCAAUGACGGGAAUAAAAAAGGCAGCCUAGUGCACGAGGCUCCCGCCACUGCACAUGACUGGAAUGCCCAUAAGAAAUUUAGCUUCCUGAGGGAAGAAUUCCUGAAAAGCCGACUUCCCAAUGUAGCAAAAGAUGAAAAUAACUCAGAUGAGAAUAGAGAUGGGCUCAACUAUCAUUCUCCCAAGGAUGGGCAAUAUUCAAACAGAGGCAGAAAGCCAGUUUCUAUUAGGACUAGAAGAACACGUUGGCACUGA